CAGGUUGGUCCUGGAGCAGAUGAGCGCAGAAUAUUUAGGCGAAAGCGCGAGGAGGGAGGGGAGCGCGGGGCAGGAGGAGUAUCUCGGCCCAGAAAAUUAUGCAUGCGUUAGGGAAGCUCUGAGAGAAUGGCUGUGGAAGCUCUCCACUGCGGUUUGAAUCCACGGGGUAUUGAUCACCCUGCCUGUGCUGAAGGUAUUAAACUGCAAAUUGAAGGUGAAGGUGUUGAUUCUCACUCUAUUAAAAACAAAAAUUACCAGAAGGUGCUUGACCAAAAAGGAACCCCCAAGCGACUGCAGGCAGAAGCCGAGACGGCUAAGUCGGCUACGGUGAAGCUGUCAAAACCAGUGGCUCUGUGGACUCAGCAGGAUGUCUGCAAGUGGCUGAAGAAACAUUGUCCGAAUCAGUAUCAGAUCUACAGUGAGUCAUUCAAACAGCAUGACAUAACGGGGCGAGCCCUGCUGAGACUUACAGACAAAAAGCUUGAGCGAAUGGGGAUUGCCCAGGAGAACCUCCGGCAGCACAUCUUACAACAGGUGCUCCAGCUGAAGGUGCGAGAAGAAGUCAGAAACCUACAGUUACUCACACAAGCCUCAACUGAGGGUUCUCCAUAAACGCGGUUAGCCUUCCAAGCUGCUGUCCUGCCAGUCGAUAUGAACAUGGCCUGUUCCUCACAGAAAGACUAACUCAUGGCACUGCCAGAAGAUAUCCUUGGAGCAUUGACAGAUUAACCAGAUUAACUGAAAAACCACCCAUUCAGUCAAGAUCGUGGGCUUUGGAACAUCUUAGUUUGCUAUGGAUUUUUAAAUGAGGUGCAUAAUAUACAGUGCCAGCUUGCUCCAAGUGGUCGUUGGCAGACCAUUAGCUGGAAAACUGCUUCCAGUUUUCAUCACUGUGCAUAACUCAAGCUCCCUCUGGGGAGCUGUCUGUGCCCUUCACUAGAAGUCCCGUUUUAGCAUGGCAACUACUGGAUUAUUUUAUUAUGUGUGCAGACAGCAUGAUGCGUUAGAAAAAAAAUUACAGCAGUUCUGCAAUCUCAGUGGAAGUGUUCACAAUAUUAUGCCCGGGUAGGAAUGUAAACAUGUCUCGGUUGUGUUAGUUAUGACAUCUAAAGGUAUUCUGUCCAACUCUUAAGCACUUUACAUGAGAACCCCCUAUACCGAAACGAAUCAGCACGUUCAGUACAUGUGAGAAAACAAGUCUUUUCUUCUUUCUUAUAAAUCUUGUCCUAUUUCUGGCUCAGACUGUCCAAGACGAGGCUCCGCUCCUAGCAUAUACUCUGUCGUUCGUGGUAGAUUGGUAAAUAUGGCCACAGUACUGUUAGACUUAACCUCUUGACACUUUAGUGAACAACUGGAUUUCUUACAGCAGCAAAGGGAAGUAAAGAUGGGCCUGGGGAAUGGUGGUCAUUUAGCUCUAGUUUCCUCUUACCUGGGCACAACUUACCACGAGCACAUACACUCAAACACAGGAGGCUUCUAUUUGGCCAAUGUAUGUAAUCUCUCAUUCUAUAGAACAGUUCUUUCCAAAACACCAGAAUGGGGGUGUGGCCAUAUUUUAAUCUUAGCAUAGGUGCAUUGAUGGUAAAGACAGCAGAAUGCAGUUUCCCAGGGUACGGACUGCCUUUAACACUUUGGAAACCUCUCUAGGUCAAGUUCUGAUCACAAUUCUUUGAAGAGAAAAAAACAGCAAGUGACCCCCUGCAUGUCUAGAGAAGCGAGAGUUUCCAACCCCGCACUAGGUUUCUUCCUCAGAAGAGAACCUACUAGUCCUUUUUAAUCCUUUCUGGGAUUAUACCCAUAACUAAUUUUUUUGUACUAUGUUUUACAGCAAAGCACAGUCCUGGGAAACCAGUCAACCCAGUUAUUGCUUGUCUUUAGGAAUUAGAGAAAUGUCCAUAUUGAUUGACCCUACAUCAUGCUUUAGCAUUAUUUUUUGCCUGGAAAUGUAAAGUUGACUGAAUCAGAAACUCAGCCAGGUAUGUUCUGUGUGCCCACAGUCCCAGCCUGAGACCAGCAGACAUCGGAGACUUUUCUUUAAAUACAUGUAACAACCCUGGGAGCCUGCCAGUCCAAGCAAGCUUGGCAUUUUAGAGGGCCACCAGACACACACUCAUUGUCCGUUCUCCCCACAUCUUGCCUCCCCUGGGGGUAUCAGGAAAUGCACAGCCCAUUAGAAAACUACCCCACCUGAGAUUUGGAAACUUGACAGGGAAGGAAAGAGUGAUCCCAAUGUGAUUCGGGUGCAUCACCCAGCAGGAUGACUCACCACAAGCCUGUGGGCUGUAGUGCCAAAGAAGGGGGCUUCCAAGAGGGAACUCAGAGAAGCUCCAGUCGCCACCAAAUCUGGCUCUCUGAUGGGUCGGCAUAGGCACCAUCAGGCCCCCAGCAGACCGUAAUUCUUUACAAAUCCAGAAUUAGGAAGUCAAACCCUGGCUGCCUACACCCCUGGACACCUCAGUCUCCACUGCCCAUCUCCUGAGGUUCAAUUCCAAUUCCAGAGCUCCCUCCAAUCUUUCAUUUCUUCCCUUCUUUAUUCAGCAAGUGUUUAUUGAGCAUCUGCUAUGUGCCAAGCAUUGAGCUGGGGCAACAACAGUGUACAAGGUAGACUCUCCCUGCCCUUAUGAUAUCUCCUCCUCCCAAACACUUUCCCCACCCCACCUUUUCCACAAUGAAAACUGAAUUCAGACAGCAUUCAUCCCCUGCCAGAGCAACGUGGAGAAAUGGACAUGCACAGUUCCCUUGCCUGAGGAAGUGGACAGCAGAGAAAGAGGUAGUGGACAGCGUCAGGCCAUGUAUUUGCGCCCAUCAUGUACAGCCAACCCUCCCAGCACCCAGAUUUAGCUGGUAGGAGCUACCCAAAGCAACUUACAAUUGCUUGAUAUCCACCCUGGUCACCUAUAUUCCCAUCCUUUAUGCAGAAACAGCAAUUCAUCAUCAUGCUGGAUUCUCUGAAGCCCCAAUUCUAUAACUAGUCCCAGGGACACAAAAUCAGGCCUGAUGAAUUCGAAAGAACUACUGCCAGGUGCUGAGAUAUUAUCUGGGAAUGAGUUCGUUUAGCCAGGGACAUUCUGAGAACAACUGUUAACACCCUUGGAAAACUGGACAUGCUUUGUGGUGCAGACAGAUGUUCAUGAAAUGGUGGUGGUUCAUCCUUACUGACUUUGGCUUUUGCAAAAUAUGUUACAAACCAUUAAA
Messenger RNA from Lagenorhynchus albirostris (white-beaked dolphin), 3195 nucleotides. RefSeq names its product sterile alpha motif domain containing 12 (gene SAMD12). Gene Ontology annotation, molecular function: protein binding. Lineage: Eukaryota; Metazoa; Chordata; Mammalia; Artiodactyla; Delphinidae. The record is from RefSeq and is a predicted model, not a curated record. The transcript is spliced from 5 exons. Gene Ontology annotation, biological process: cell surface receptor protein tyrosine kinase signaling pathway. Gene Ontology annotation, cellular component: cytoplasmic side of plasma membrane. Bases 127 to 612 code for a protein of 161 amino acids.